UUUGCUGAAGAUCGUGAACGGUUCGAGGAGAUGCGUGCGUGGAUAUGGUCAUCGAUAGUCGCAGCAUUUCCAUUAGGUGCUAUCUUCGGCUGUUUGAUAGCAGCCACGUUGUCUGAUACGUACGGUCGUAAGACGACUAUAUUCUUCAAUAAUAUACCUGCAACAAUCGCAGGUGUUCUAAUGACAUUUGCAUAUCCGUUCAAGAUAUGGUAUCUUCUAUUGAUUGGUCGACUUGUUAUUGGAGUGAGCGCAGGAAUCAGUUCAGGUGUACUGUCAACAUUCCUGACAGAAUUGGCACCAGUUAGACUCAGAGGAACGUUGGGAGGUUCUAAUCAGCUGCUCAUAACAGCUGCAAUGCUGUUUUCAAAUAUUCUAUCGUUCAGUGCACUGUUCGGUACAGAAACAAGAUGGCCCUAUAUUUUCGGUACACUUAACUCAUUUCUGAAAGGCGUGUGCAAAAAGAAUGAAAUUAGUAUCUCCGUAAGAAAUGAAUUCUUAUAA
Anisakis simplex (herring worm) is the source of this 501-nucleotide messenger RNA. Lineage: Eukaryota; Metazoa; Nematoda; Chromadorea; Rhabditida; Anisakidae. The record is from the annotation of a GenBank genome assembly.